AUGGAUACCAAGGUGGACGACGAGAUGCAAACCAGAAUCUGCCUAGCACGGCAAAUUCGGAAGGAAAUCGAACCCACGAAGUUGUCAUGUUACUAUGGCAUCUAUAGAGUGGGCUUCUGGACCAUUCUCAAGAUGCUUGAUAUUGCUCAGCUUCUGGACCUCUUGCACAAACUACAAACUCUUCCGAAGAAGAAGGAGAGGAGAGCGCUCCUAAAUAUCCUCGAUUGUUUGCCGAAUACGUUCCCGCAGCUUAUCAGACUAUUCAAUGGGUACCUGCUGAAGAGUCAGGUAACAUGGCGCUUUGGCGUUAUUCUCAACUUGCAAUUGAAUAAACAAAGCCUACUAAUAGUUCCGUCUCAGGCACGCGAUCGCGAUGGGAAUUUAUGCAUUGCUACUGGAGCUUUCGACCCAGUCAUUUGUCACAUUGUCGCUCCCAUCAUCUGGCCCCCGGGACUGAGCGGCCUUAUCAUAUCUAUCCAGGUUUCUGGACUCUUCGGAUGGGGUGAAGACUUUUACACCAAGCUCAGAGCAAAGCUCCUGCAUAAGGAGGAGGGUAAUGGGAGUAUCACGACCCUGAUGACGAACAUGAUCUGUCUCGGUCGCCGGUUGGAACCCAGCUGGUCCGAAGGACUCUUUGCUUUGGAGCCCAUUGAGCCACUCGACGACGACUCCUCGUCCAUGGCGACAAUGCGACUGAGGGUUCACUGGCUGAGACGGACUCGGUUUACGUGCAUGGCAAGCAGGAUUGGAAAGUCUUUCUCCGCUGACCCUCGCGAUGUGUUCGUUAAGGAGGACCAUCAACUCUCGCCCGAUCAAAGAUGGGUCCGUUAUCGAAAUUUCGGCCGAUAGCCAGGAGCAGCUUCCAGAUAGGGACUUGCUUGAAUUCAGGUGGCUGCUUAUGAGACUUCACGCAUUAUCUGGGGCACCGGAUCCCCGCAUCUACCCU
Messenger RNA from Colletotrichum phormii, 946 nucleotides. RefSeq lists its product as uncharacterized. The coding region runs from base 1 to 849 and encodes 282 amino acids. The record is from RefSeq and is a predicted model, not a curated record. Lineage: Eukaryota; Fungi; Ascomycota; Sordariomycetes; Glomerellales; Glomerellaceae. The transcript has 3 exons.